This is a messenger RNA of Morone saxatilis (striped sea-bass), 3218 nucleotides long. RefSeq lists its product as uncharacterized. Gene Ontology annotation, molecular function: cell-cell adhesion mediator activity. The record is from RefSeq and is a predicted model, not a curated record. Lineage: Eukaryota; Metazoa; Chordata; Actinopteri; Moronidae. The transcript is spliced from 7 exons. Bases 249 to 1376 code for a protein of 375 amino acids.
UCCAGAAAAGUGAAGUUAGGAGCUGCCACCGGCUGGUGUUCAUUGUGCUGGUGGUGCGCAGAAUAGAAAACACUCGGAUGAGGAAAAAUAGUUUCCUGCUCGUUCUGGAGUGAUGUUUCAAAAGACUGCUGGGUCAUAAGGACGGGCAAGAUGUUGCAGAGGUAGAAGAUCUUCAAGUGUUGGCUUUUACCUUUUGCAUUAGGACAAGUAGAGUACCACCUCAGUUCCUCCUCCCUGUUAAAUGAGCAAUGACGAAGAUGAUGAGCCAGGCCUCCUGUAGGAAAGGUCUGCAGGUGUGUUUACUCCUACUGAUGGUGGGAAGACUGCAGGGCAGGGUAACAGCACCAGAGCGUCUGGAAGCUCCAGUGGACAAGCCUUUUACUCUGAUAUGCAGUGUUUCCAGGGAUCGAGGUGAGUCUCUGAGGCAGGUGCGUUGGCUGGAUGUCCAGAACCAGACCCUGCUGAGCUACCUGCCCGGCCAAAGAGACAGUGUGAGUGGACAGCAGCAUGUGGAGCUCGCCUCCUCCCCAAAGGACGCCUCGGCUAUCACCAUCCGCAGGGUGGGCUUCCGUGAUGAAGGCUGCUACACCUGCAUCUUUGACAUGAUGCCUUCGGGUUCAAAGCAGGGACAGAUCUGCCUCACUGUUACGGCGCAAGUCACAGUCGACAGCAACAAAACAGCAGUGAGCGGCAAGAAGGCCUCCCUCUCGUGCUCCUACGGUUUGCCUGAGAAGGUGCAACAGAUCAUAUGGAGACACACUUCUGCACAAGGAGACUCCACAGAGGUGGCCUCCUUUGCAAAGCGGAGUGACCCCAUGAUAGAGCCACCCUACCAGGGAAGAGUCUGGCUAAGUGCCUCCCUGUCCGAUAGUCAGCUCACCAUCCAGCCUGUCGCUAUCCAGGACGAGGGCUGCUACACGUGCCUGUACACCACACUCCCUGAAGGGCAGAAGAGCUCCACGGUUUGCCUCGCCACCUAUGUGCUGCCCAAACCUCAGGUGAGCUACAAGACUACCUCUCCAGGUGUGAUCGAGGCCAACUGCACCUCAGUGUCGCGCCCCCCAGCGGAGAUAGUGUGGAACGUGGAGAGGGAUAACCGCACCAUGGGCCCCCCUGUUACGACACAGCUCCCACAGGGAGACGGGACCACCCUGGUCAUCAGCACACUGACUGUCCAAUCAGGCCUCCUGAAAGAUGUGUCCGUCAAAUGCUUGGUGCACCACAAAGGGCUUGAGUCACCGAUUGCUGUAUCCAUGAACACCAAAAUUGGGACGGCUCUCACCAUCCUGAUCUCAGUCACCACAGUGGCAGCCCUGUUGGUCAUGUCCCUCUGCUUCUGCCUGUGGAAGUGUUUCUUGCGCAAAGAAGCUGAUUAAUCUUUCAGAUGAGACCAGAAGCUGAAAGGAAGAGGCAGAAUAGUUUCCCUGCAUCAUCACCAUCCUCUUGGUACAAAGGGAAGAUGUUCUGACACACCUCUAUAGAAUGUCAAAUACAAUCGUAUGUAUGAGCGCCAACUGUACAACGACAUUCAUCUCUGCUCUUCUGCCUCCGCACCUGACUCUUAUAUAAUCUCCAGGCUGUCCUCACAUGAAGUCAAUGAGGAAAUGUUGAGUGGAUCAUUUGUUUUCUCUCUCUGUAAUUGAUUGAGUUGAUGGCCACACAUUCCACAACGCACAGCAGAGUCACUGUAUGGCGAGUUAAAGUACAGUGAUUUUGCUGUUACAGCAUAUUGCAUGUCUUUGAAAUACUCUCCCCUGGUUGUUUUUCUUUAUUAGUCCUUAAAGGAUAAGUCUGGUGAAAUUAUAUUUCUUCAAAGCCCAUGAAAAGACUGAACAGCAAAUGGAUAGAUUCUGCAACAACUAUUGUCGGUGUAGCCAAAGCACGAUAUAGCGUAUUCCUCUGAGCUCCUCUGAUGUCCAACAACUAUUAAAACACAUCACCAUCCUGCUUCUAUAAAUACUUACAAGCACACCAAAUGUGUAUUAAUCCACAGCUAAAAGUAAAGUAAAGUAAAAUAGUCCCUCAUAAACUAUUCUAUUAUUCAUCAAUAUUUUACUCCUGGUUGACUAAAACUACAGUGCUCAGCUGUUUUUGGAAAUCAUUUAGCUUUUUUUAGCUUUAUUCAAACCGUUAUCUACAUAGAAUUUAUUUGACAAAUAAAAAAAAUAAAAAAAUAUGGAAUACUGCCAGCCUUAUCCUUUAAAUAACCCAGCUAAUCGGCACCAUGGGCUCACCUUUAGCGUUUUUCUUCUUGUACCGCAGUCAAAGGCCUCUGUCACCUCUGUGUAUUUUUAAAAGGAGGAUGGGGUCAGGGACUGACCCUGAAGAAUAGUCAGUAGUUUACCUAAGGGGGCUGCAUACUUAUGUCUUGUUUGUGUAAUAUCUAUUACUUUUCUACACAUUUCACAGUCUGUUUGAGUGUGUUGUGAGAGUAUGUGUGUGUGUGUGUGUGUGUGUGUGUGUGUGUGUGUGCAUAUUUGUUAGAGGUUAGAUUUCACGAUCAGAUAGCUUGAAUCAAUUCCCUGAGAAAGCAACACUGAAACCUUUUUGUUGCCCCCGAAAGGAAUGCGUGUGUUGUUGCCUGUGUAGGCGAGUUCAUGUGUGUAAAGAUGUGAGUGUGCAGGUUGGGCUGCGGCAAGAAAGGUUAGUGCUUGGAUAACGGUUAAAUGUCCAGAAGAGCCACUGUUUGAGUGUUCUUGAAAAAACAACUAAAACCGUGCAUGCUCAUUUGUCGGUCACUCUGGAUCAAAGUGGCACCUAAAUACCUUAAAUAUAUGCCCAAAUGCCUUUUGUGACAUAUCAUAUUUGCAUGUGUCCAGGGGCAUUUUAAAAACUGAAGCUUUAGGCUAAAAUAAUCUUGUAUAUCAAAGCAUAUGAUUAGAAUCUGUCAGUUAUCAACUGAAUAACAUGUAGGUUAUAUUCGAGCUUUGUGCUUCAGUCGGGCACGUCACAGUCCUCACUAUUAAUAAGAGUUUAGGCAGCAUUCCUCUAUCGACAUAGUUUCACUAUAUGCAUACUACAUUGAUUAUGAGCCCAGAGUUUACAUUAGAAUAACUCGGAAAUGUGGUUUCAGAACAUUUUUAAAUUGAAAUGUAACAUAGUAUCAGCCCUGUACAGAGCACAACUGUAGUCCCGUAAAGGAAAAAAAUAUGACCAACUCUGAAAAGUUGAUGUAAUAAAUGCAACAAACAGAAUAAUAAAAUAUUUAAAAUAAUAUG